Molecule: messenger RNA, 2766 nt
Organism: Quercus lobata
Lineage: Eukaryota; Viridiplantae; Streptophyta; Magnoliopsida; Fagales; Fagaceae
Exons: 4
Coding region: 175-2766 (863 amino acids)
Biological process (GO): mRNA transcription; response to light stimulus
Cellular component (GO): nucleus
Molecular function (GO): protein binding
Source: RefSeq, a predicted model, not a curated record
AAAAAGUGUGAGAGACUUCAGGGCAGAGAGUAACGGUGUUUCUCUUCUAGUCUCUAGAGAUGAAAACGUUGUUAGCUCUUGAAAAUAGGUAGGAUGCUUUGAUUUAACUCAGUCAUAUUAUAUAUCACCCAAAAUACUUAUCCCCAAAAAGCUAAAACACCCAAGUUCUUGAUUAUGGAUUCAGCAUCAUUUGCCGGUAAAUUGGAAAAGAGUAAAUCCGAUCCGAAUUGGGUAGGCAAUCCAUUAGCAACAGCCCCAGCUAUUCCGAGCUUAUCAUCUGCUUCACUGGAUUGGUACGAUUCACAAAAGCGUCGAGACUGGAACACCUUCUUACAGUACCUAGAGAAACAGGAGCCCCCCAUAACUCUAGCCAGGUGCAAUGAAUACCACGUGCUCGACUUCUUGAGGUACUUGGACCAGUUCGGAAAAACCAAGGUCCAUAUCACUGGGUGCCCAUUCUUCGGCCGCCCGAACCCACCAGCCCCAUGUGCCUGCCCACAAAGGCAAUCGUGGGUUAACCUUGACGCGCUCAUCGAACGACUCAGACCGGCUUUUGAGGAGAACGGUGGACGGCCAGAAUCGAACCCGUUUGCAGCCAGAUUUGUAAGGGGUUAUUUGAGCCUGGUCAGAGAAUGCCAAGUCGACGCCAGAGGGAUUCCUUUUAAAAGGAAAGAGGGGAAAUGCCCAACUGCUGUAACGGACAAAACUGUCGUGGCGAGUAAAGGACAAGGAGGUAAUACUACUGAUACUGGUAGUGAUGGUGAUGGAAGUGGUGGUGCUGCUCAAACAACAUUUACUACUGCAUCGAGUGACGGAAUUGAGGAACAUAUUGAAGAUUGUGACAAGACUGUUGAAUUGGGAAGGCAGCUUCAAUCAGACUCUAAGAUGAUAGCGACAUCUUUUACUGGUAAGCAACUUGGGUGGCAGAUAGUGGUGCAAAAUCUCUUAAAUGACGAAGAACCUGUUAUUGAGACUUUACAAAAAGCCCUCCCAGAGCAUCACUACCUAGACACAUUUAAGAAACUAAAUGAUGCUGAAAAAGCAAAGAGGGAACUAGAGCAGAAAGAGUACAUUGAUACAAAAUUAGCUAAUGAGGAACAUGAAAAAGAAGAAAAAAAUGAAGAUGAAGUAGAGGGUAUACAGGUUGAGGAAAUGCAACUGCAAGCAUCAAGUACUCUAAAACCUCAAGGAGUGGUGUUUGAUGGUGAAGCAAUUAAGAAGCUUAAAUCUAGUGAGAUGGAACCAGAAGCAAGUGAGCAACAUGGAUUAUUUCUCAUGCAGGGUGGUUUAGGACUAACUAAGCCACCAAAGGAUGAGGAUUGGAAGAACGCCAAAGAGAUUUACUUGAUGGACAAUGAGUUGUCUGAUUUACCUGACAAUCCAAGGUGCCCCAAUCUUUCAGCUCUGUUCCUUCCAAGAAACUACAAAUUAAGAAUGAUUCCUCAGCCAUUUUUUAAUUUCAUGCCAGCCCUUCAAAUCCUGAACUUAUCCAGGACUGGUAUCAAGUCUUUGCCUGAUUCUCUUAUCAGAUUGGUAAGCCUCAAAAGAUUGUUUCUAAAUGAUUGUCAUCGUCUCAUGAUUUUAUUGCCAAAAGUUGGAGAUCUCAAGCAACUUGAGGUUCUUGAUCUUGAAGGGGCAAAUAUUAUGGAUUUACCUAAGGAGAUUAAGAAUUUAACUAAUCUGACAUGCUUGGAAGUUUCAUUUUAUGGAUAUACGAGUAAUGGUAGGAGAACCAUGCAAUCAAAUGCUGUGGUUCCUUGUGGGGUAAUUUCUGCAUUGUCUCAGUUAGAGGAGCUGAAUAUAGAUGUAAAUCCAGAUGACGAGCGGUGGGAUGCAUAUGUAGAAGAUAGCUUAACAAUUUUUAAAUCAUAUGAUGCUGAAAGAAUUGUUCUUGGAUCACUUGAACACCUGUAUAUAUAUUAUAUGAAGAGUUUAAGGAGCAUAUGGGAGGGGCCAGUACCGCAACAUUCUUUAUUUCUUCUUAGGUCCUUGACAUUGAGCACAUGUCCCCAAUUGACCACUAUUUUCACGCAAGGGUUGCUUGAUAACCUAUGCAUUUUAGGAGAGCUUAAAGUGGAAUACUGCCCCUCCAUCAAAAGCAUUAUGGCUGAUGAGGAAGUAAAAUUCAAGGUUCAUUAUGGGGGUACUUUUCUAUGGAACCCAAGUUUAGAAUACUUUGAUGGGAAAGUUGAAAUAGUGUAUAAGGAUCUUGAUAGGCUUAGUUAUUUUGAAAUAGAAGGUAUAUGUGAGGAAUUGGGGAUUACUGAACCGUUUAGGCUUCAUUAUAUAGUUCUUGGGGGAAACUUGGAGCAAGACUUGAGGCUUAUACAUGAUGAUACAAAUGUGGUGUCUAUGUGUAAGCUUUAUAAAGGAAGUCCGAGAAACACCAUCAUACUGUAUGUGGAAAGUGGUCAUGCUCCACUUGUAGUUGAAGUUCUUGAAGGGUUUGGUGGAGGAAUAGAUGGAGGGGUUGGUCAAGGGGUUGGUGAAAGGUUUGGUGGAGGGGUUGCCAGAGGGGGUGAUGCUAGUGUGGGGGUAGAAGAGGAGUUUGAUUGGUUGAAUAAAGGUCUGGAAAAAGAAGACUUUGGUGAUGAUGUUUUUGGUGAGUCUUCUCCACCUCCCAGUAAUCCACCUUAUCCUAACAAUGAUCCAUCUCAACCAACCACUGAUACACCUCAAUCAAACACUAAUACACCUCAAUCAAACAUAGAUGCACCUCAGCCAAGCACUAUUCCACCUCCAAACAUAGAUUUAGAUGAGGAGUAG